This is a messenger RNA of Closterium sp. NIES-65, 891 nucleotides long. Lineage: Eukaryota; Viridiplantae; Streptophyta; Zygnematophyceae; Desmidiales; Closteriaceae. The record is from the annotation of a GenBank genome assembly.
AUGGCGGCGGAGAAACGCGCCGCGGACCAGCGGCUUCAGGAGAUGGAACAAGCGCUGAUGAUCCUCCAGGAGGAAAACGCGCGGCUGCGGCAGAUUGCCGCGGGGCGCUACAGCCGCGACAUGGCGGAAAUACUGCGCGCGAUACAACAGGCGGGGGGAUUUCCCGCGGAGGCGGCGGCGGGGCUUUCCGCCGCGGGAGGGUUUCCCCCGGGAGGGUUUGCGGCGCCAGUAGAGCCUCCGCAAACGGGUUUCGCGCCCGACGCUCGUGGCGCUCGCGGUUUCCUAGAGGAGGGCGCGUCCGCUCCCGCCUCCGGUUCCGCCGCCGCCGCCGCAGCAGCAGCAGCGCGAGUAGAUUUGCGUUUUAAUGCCGCGGGCGCGUUUCCCGGUGCGAGCAGCUAUCAGGGGAUCGAACUCGCGGGGACAGACACUGAGACAGCGAUUGGGGGGAACUGGCCGCGCAGUGCUUCCGCCCCUGCGCCUGAACACGUGAGCGGAGGAGCCCAUGCUCCGCAAGCGCCAGGUAGAGGGAGGGGGACAUUCCCCCUCCCUCCGCCUGCACUAGCUUCCUCGGCGUGUUUAGGGUUUGGUGCUGCUGACGUGGAUAUUUCCCUGGGAGCAGAUGAGGACACGGCUGCUUUGCUGGCUGUGGCUGGGCUUGUAGGGGGGAAUGGGGGAAGUGGGGAGAGAGGUAGGCUGGGUGGGGCGAAGGAGGGAGCAGAACUGGGGAAUGGGAUGGAGGAUGUGGGAGGGGUGGGAGGAGGGGGAGGAGGGGAAGGAGGGGAAAGGGUGGAGGGGUCGAGCUGCGGAGCGGUGGGGGGGGGUGCGGGGGAGUGGAAUGAGCACGAAGGGACCCUGUUUGCUAUGAUCCAUCACCUACACAAGCAGCUGUGA